Messenger RNA from Trichobilharzia regenti, 1120 nucleotides. NCBI's taxonomy places the organism in Eukaryota, Metazoa, Platyhelminthes, Trematoda, Strigeidida, Schistosomatidae. The record is from the annotation of a GenBank genome assembly.
GCCAUUAUUACAUUAGUAUAAAAACAGUAAUAGUCGAUACAGUAGUAGUGGCACCAGUGGUUACUGUGGUGACUUGAUGAUUUUCAACGGAUUUACAGCUUUGCAAAACAAUGGGAACAACUGAUGUUGACUGUGGUAAUCAUGAAUCCAGUGAAGUCGACAAAAGAGUUAAACUCAUUCUCGUCGGUGAUUCAAAUGUUGGCAAAUCCAGUUUAGUUAGAGCAUUCACCACGAAACCAAGUGAUUUGGACUCUUCAUCUACUAUUGGAACAGAUUUAAAAUUGCAUGAAAUGUGGUAUGAUGGUCAGUUAGUGAAACUUUAUAUUUGGGAUACAGCAGGUACAGAAAGAUUUAAAAAUACUUUGACACCAUCAUACUUCCGUCAUGCACAAGGUGCUUUAGUUGUUUAUGAUGUUGGCUGCCAAAAAAGUUUUGAUGAACUGAAAACUUGGCUGAAAAUGGUUGAACAACAUUCAGGCUCAAGAAUUAUUAAAUUAAUUGUUGGCAACAAAAUUGAUUUACCUGCACGAGCUGUUGCUGUUCAAAAAGCUGAAGAAUAUGCUCAAAGUGUCCGUUGUACUUAUUUAGAAACAAGCGCAAAAAGUAGAGUGAAUGUAAAAGAAGCAUUUGAAACACUAGUUAAAAUGCUGUCUGGUGUCCAGUAUGAAGUGAAGGCUGCCAUUCGUGAAAGUCUGCAGAAAGCUGCUGGAAAUUCUUUUUGCGAGGCGCAAGUCAAGUCUCUGAACCAUGUAGAAUCACUGAGUUAACAUUAGUGUUAUAUAUAUUCGAAUCUUGCUCCUUGAAGAUUCUUGAGAAGCAAGCAACUGAAGUACGCAUUAAAGAGACGCGUAUUGUUCUUCAUGAGAAGUCCAAUGCACGCAAAUCACGGUGUUGUCAUCAUUAAAACUGGGAUAAACAAACUACUUUUGGAUCGCAUGCUUCACAUUCAGUAAAAAGAGAAAAAAAACAAAAAGAACAUUCAUAUUUAAAUUGUAUGCAAUUUACAAUUUUAUAUUAUUUUAAGAAUUUAUUCAAAAAGUAAUCUAUCCUACACUUCCUUUCAUGUAUUUAUUGUUUUGAAUUAAAUUCGCUGUUUGCAAAUUCAAUUGUUAUCUGCCAG